AUGGUGGAUUUACAAUCCCCUUCAAACACUCAGCAGCUCAGCAAUGGUCAUGAUACCUUGAGGCGGCGGUAUUGCAACCGCUGCUUUGACUUCCUGUCCAAUUGCCCCAAUCUAGAUGAUCUCACUACUAAUUGGGCUCUGGAACGGCUUCCCCAAGACGACGAAGGGAGGCCAUACUUGAUAUAUAAGUAUUCAGCCACAUGGGCAGAACUAGAUAAUGCCAGUUGCGCAUUGUGCAAAACCUUUGUGGAUUACGCCGAAAAGAAGACCAACUGGCCCAGCGAGACAGAAAAGCUUUACACAUUUUCCGUGGCAUAUCAUUUCAAAGUUGGAGGCGGUCUUCCUGACGUCGAGGAAAUUCAAAUUCGCCAAUUGACCUCCCCUACAGUGCGAUGGAAUUGGUUUGAGGCCUACCCCAAGCCAAAGGAAGUGUUAUGCGACCCUGAAAACAAAGUUCGAUAUGAAUCCUUACCUAUAUAUGCUCAUCCAGAUGAUCCAAGCUCUCGAUUUGUCAGUAUGAGAACACCAUCAACGAGUUUAUGGUCACAACAGCAAGUCACGGUUGCUCGAGGUUGGAUAAAAGAGUGUGAUGAGUCCCAUGGCCAUUCGAAAGAUAGAGACAACUCAAAGCUACCGACAAGGGUCAUUAAUGUGUCGAAUCCCGAUACUAUAAAAUUGUAUUGUGGCCAUCCUGGGGAAUCGGCCCCGUAUUCAGCAUUGAGCUAUUGUUGGGGCAUCUCCGCCCAGCCUGUUGUCCUCGAGAAACACAACCUGACAGACCUGGUAAAAGGGAUCAAGAUUUCUCGGCUGCCCCAGACGAUCAUCGAUGCAAUUCAAGUCACCCGUCAACUGGGUCUCAAAUACCUUUGGUUAGAUGCUCUCUGUAUCAUACAGGACUCAGAGGAAGACAAGGAGCAAGAAAUAAGGCAGAUGGCACGUAUAUAUGAGAACGCAUACAUCACAAUCGCAGCUACAAAUGCGAGAAAUGUCAGAGACGGGUUCUUAACGGCAACAAAAAACUUUAUGGAAGAUAGCGGCUGGGUUGAACUGCCCUUUCAGAAGCUAGGUCGGGUCUACUCUUUCACCAGCUGGGCAAAUCUGAUUCCUGUAGACGAUGAACCACUGAAUCAGCGAGUAUGGACACUGCAGGAAGACCUUCUAUCUCGUCGAGUCUUGUACUUCGGGUCCUUCAUCAUGUACUGGAAGUGCGGAAAGCAUGUCUAUAUGGAUCACUGGGGCUCAAGGAUCCUUUCCUUAGGCAACUUUCUGACACCAGGGUCUAUUAGCUGGGACCCGAGACGGUGCUCGGCUCGCAAGAUGCGCUAUGGCGAUGACAAAUUGGAGGCAAUAUCUGCUAUUGCGAUGGAAGCUUCGAAAGAAAUCUGCUCGCGGUACAUCGCUGGCAUGUGGGAGAGAAAUUUGGAGGAUAGCUUGCUUUGGAGGGUAAAGGAUUGGAAUCCGCCGGACGAGGGAUAUGUGCUUCCCAAGCACCGCGGACCAUCUUGGUCGUGGAUUUCUGUCGACCAGAAGAUAGACUUCGAAACAGUCUACGAUUUUGAGGCUGAGAUUUUGGAAUGCAAUGCUGAACUUGUAUUAGAGGCAUCGCCAUUUGGCAGAGUGAUUGGCGGGGUAUUGGUUAUGCGUGGGGUACUUGCUAAAGCAGUGUUGGGAAAUCGAGAGGCAUUAUGGCGCUGCCAUCAGCCAGAAAGCUCAUACGAGCAAUACAAACAGGACCCUGAGAAUGGAAUUAAUAUGCCAUUCAAGUUUGACCGAAAGAAGGACGCUGAUGAGGAGAGGGAUUGGAGUCAUACGUAUCUUUUCGAGUAUUCUGCACGGACUGGGAUUAUACUUGAGAAGAUAUAA
This is a messenger RNA of Fusarium tjaetaba, 1863 nucleotides long. RefSeq names its product het-domain protein. The coding region runs from base 1 to 1863 and encodes 620 amino acids. The record is from RefSeq and is a predicted model, not a curated record. NCBI's taxonomy places the organism in Eukaryota, Fungi, Ascomycota, Sordariomycetes, Hypocreales, Nectriaceae. The transcript has 2 exons.